GCCGGUCGGUGGUGCUUGGGGCGGGUUGGUCGGUGGUCGGUGCGGGUCGGUGGUGCUGGGGGCCUGUCGGUGUUGCUUGGGGCAGGGGCGGCAGAAGGUCAGAGUUGCUUUCCUUCCGAUGACGAAGCAGCCCUAUAAGGGCACAUUCAUCAUGGGCCUGCCCGGAAUUGGAGACGCACUUGCACAGAUACCAAUCACCGCUGAAUGCUGUGUGCCAGAGAUUUCCCUUGCCUCAAACUGGGUCACAUUUGGGACAUGCUUCUUGAGGUAUGGUUAUACAAUGCCAUUGGAGCUGGUUAAUGAAUCGAGCUUGCCAGCAAAGUACAGGGUGCAGCCUCAGCCAGAGCCUAGCCAGACAUUGGCAGUGUACAUUCCGGACCCACUGUCUGGGAUCGUGGAACCGAAGUCCCAUUUCACAGUUUCUCUCACCCUCUCCACUGAAAGGUUGGGAGUGCUUCACAUUCCCCUCUAUGUACGCAUCACUGGAAGCGAAGGUGACCCUCUUGAAGUGAUCCUUGAAGUGGUUUCCAUUGGCCCCAUAAUUCGAAUUGAACGACCUCCACAGUUGACGGCCGUUGACGCCCGUACGGGAGCUGCAUUGAGCCCUGGACGGCCUCAAAGCGACGCACCACCGCCGGCGCCACGUGAGCGACCCAUGGCAAAGGCCAAACUAACCUCUUCUCCUUCUGAACCCACCACUGGUGGCAGUCCACGCAAUCAGCAACUAUCCCCUCCAUCAGAUGAAUCUGUCCCUCCUAUGGCUGCUGGCGUUGCAACGGCAGGUGGUGGUGGGUCGCUGGGAAGUUCUGGAGCGAGCCCAGGAAAACCACGAGCCAGCAGGAUGGUGUCAGCCCUUUCAAAGGCGGCGCCUCUAGAGUGGAAGCCUCAAGUCGAUUUUGGCAAGAUAACUGUGCUCGUGCUACACAGACGAUCAUUGGUCUUGCGAAACAUGGCAUGCAUUCCGGCAGAGUUCCGACUAUUUCUCUCCUCAAAGCAGUCAGUUUAUGAAGUCCUGCCGCGUCAAGGGGUCAUUGAGCCCUUCCAGACAAUGGAGCUCCAAAUAUCCGUCUUCCUGGAUGAGCUGUUUACCUUCAAGGAUUCUCUGAACAUAAUCAUAACAGAGGGGGCUGAGCAUGUUGUCCCGUUGAUAGCACGUGGCGUGGGGACCACCAUUGUCUGCGAUGAGUUUGAGACAGGAGGGGUACACUUUGGAAAUCAGUUCACUUCAUUCCCAUUUCAUCGUGAGAUACUUGUAUGGAACCUUGGUUCGCGGCCUCAGACACUUCAGUGGACUGCCAUCAAUCCCAGAGGAACAAUAAGCGGCGCCGUUGGGCCCUUGGCAGCAGGUACGCAUUCUCGGCCAGCAAGUGUGCACACAGCAAGAGCUGCUGGAGAGAAUGCACUUAACGUACCAGGUCCGCAGGCAGGCCAAGGCGCCUCAUCCCUACCGGCGUCCGUUGACCAACCUGGGGCCCGGGACCUACCUUUAACUGCAUGUAGCAAAGAAGGUGCAGCAGCUGUUGGGACUGGUAUCAACGUAAGAACGUCCACCAAGGUCGCCCCGAAAGUUGGCAACAAGGUGCCAAAGCUAAAAGCUGGCAGUGGCACUCACACGGCCCCUGGUACCAAACUGCCACAAGGUCCAAAGUCUCUUUCUUUGGGCGACAAAAGAGAACAAAAAUAUGGCAAGGGUUCGACAGAUGAUAAUGCAGAGAAAAGAGCAGCUGUAACAACAAGCAAUGGCGAGGUGAUCACAACUUUCAAUAUUUCUCCUACGAAGGCGCUGAUCAAUCCGCGCUCCUCUCACGUCUUCACGAUCACUGGUUUCUCUGAGAUCCCUGGGCUCCACUUUGAGAAGUUCAGUUGUCGAGCCACACUGGCGAACACAACGUACCUGCUGUACAACGUGGUGGUAGAUGCGGAUAUGGCCAUCCCCAUGCUGAAGCUUUCGUCCUCCACACUAUCCUAUCUGUACUUCUACCACCGAGAAACAGCACCACAGCCGUUGCCAAUGUCCCAAAAUCUGGAGGUGCAGAACAUUUCUGCACUUCCAUUGACACUUCACAUGCAGACCAAGCCACCCUUCUCGGUAACUGACCCGUCCUGGAGCUUGCAACCAGGAGAAGGAUGUGUGUCUAAGGUGGACUUUGACCCUGGGCCACAGAAAGAGCGUGUCACAAGCACCAUUCAAGGCCAGGUGGUAAUCACGCUCAGCAACAACCCUCACAGAUACAAUGCAGAUCUGGUUGCUGAGAUUAACUUCCCAAACCUCAAGCUCGAACCGCCAGCUGUGAUCUUUGGGCCAGUUCUGGAACACAGCUCAAAGCGGAUUUACGUCAGAGCAACGAACACCAGCAAGUUGGAUGUACACUACAGCUGGCUGUUUGUUGAGAACUCGGAUGACCCCACCUGCAGUGUGACUGUGACUUCCCCCAUAGACAGGUCACUGAUCCCCACCACAACCGCAGCAAUUGUCAACAGCCCCACAGUGUCAUCAUCAUCAGCAGCUGCAGCAGCAAUAGGAGGAGGAGGAGGAGGAGGAGGAGGAGUGGAAGUUGGGAGGUCGGAGGGCACUCUGACAGUGCCAGGGUUUCCAGGAGAUGGCAAAUCUGAGGAUGACCGUUCCCUGGUGACGGCUAAUGCACGAAACACGGUUCAUAAUGUACAGUCGAUAGAGGAGGAGAUCCCGGUGAACCAUGUCUUUGAUUUGAUCCCAAUUAGAGGAUGUCUCAAGCCUGGAGAGUCAGAGGUGAUGGAAUUCACAUACCAUGCCCUGGAAGGUUGUCGUGCUCGCACUCUUGCUGUGUGUGAAGUUGAAGGUGGGCCUGCAUAUGAAAUCCCUGUCCAAGCUGAGUCUGGAGCUAUUGAAUAUACGUGGGACAAACACCUACUGGAUUUUGGCCAUGUUCUCUUCAACAAGCCAAUCGAUACGGAUCUUUAUCUUGCAAACACUGGGAAGGUGAUAGGUUCAGCGAGUGAUUGGAUGCAAUCAUUCCUCGAACGGUUUAUCUAUUGUAAGAUCAGUUGGACAGGUAAGGGGAAUGGGUAGGUGACUUGCAAUGAUCGAUGUGAUCCUACAGUUAGAAUAUGUAGGUUGAUUAAACUUGCUUCCAAUUAUCAAAUCAAGAAAUUAAACACUA
Chara braunii is the source of this 3140-nucleotide messenger RNA. Lineage: Eukaryota; Viridiplantae; Streptophyta; Charophyceae; Charales; Characeae. The record is from the annotation of a GenBank genome assembly.